This is a messenger RNA of Diachasma alloeum, 879 nucleotides long. Its product is annotated as mitochondrial import inner membrane translocase subunit Tim29. NCBI's taxonomy places the organism in Eukaryota, Metazoa, Arthropoda, Insecta, Hymenoptera, Braconidae. The coding region runs from base 223 to 831 and encodes 202 amino acids. Gene Ontology annotation, cellular component: TIM22 mitochondrial import inner membrane insertion complex. Gene Ontology annotation, biological process: protein insertion into mitochondrial inner membrane. The record is from RefSeq and is a predicted model, not a curated record. The transcript has 3 exons.
AAGUGUCUCAACAAAGAAGGCGGUGAACACGCUGACGUUCAACGUUCAUGUCAGUGAUUCGUCCGUGGCUCAUCACACGGAAGGGAAAACAGCUGUGUGGGAACAAUGGCGACAUCUCAGAGACUAUUCUGCUCCAAAAUGAGCCAAUCAAUUGCGAUGUGUUUGAAAGGCGAGUAAUAACCUAGCAUAAUAUCGCAAGAAAAUCAUUUUCAAUUGAUUUUCAUGAUGUCAGUGUUACGCACUAGUCUCUCAGUGCGAAAUAAAUUGCGGUCUUUUGGUACUGCAGUUGCGGAGACUGCGAAAAACGUUGAGACGUCGGAGAAGGCGAAGACAACUGUCAUAGAACGUUGGAAGUUAUAUUGGAAGAAUCUCUACCUCGACUACAAAGAUGUAGCAGUCGAUGUCGUUAAAGAAUGCAGAAAUCGUCCAUUCAAGGCAGGAGUUUAUUUCUCAGGUCUUGCCGGCUGUUACUACCUAUCGCAGACGAAUCCAGAUUUACGCACCUUUCGGGAGGAGCUCUUGAAAAACUCUAUGCGUCUGAUGUACGUUGGUGAAUCAACCCGCAAUCCCAUUUCUAUGAGUCAUGUGUUGCACAUGGAGGAAUGUCUAAACAACAAUAUCAUAAGGAGGUUGAAUCUGGGCGUUAUAUCGUUCAUAUGGCUGGACAAUUACAGUGAUCGGUGUGCACUGUACAAAGUGCAAUGCAGUUAUUUGAAGCCAGAAUAUACGAGGUUUCAUGAGAGAAUUGUGGAUGUGGGGUUCUUAGGCAAGUGGUGGGUACUUGAGGAUAAAAUGAAGGAUUAUGAUAUUAAUGAGAUUGAAUGUAGCUAAAUGAAUAUUUAUUUUUUGUAUAAAAUAAACUCUAGGACAAUUUCUUUA